AUGUUUAUUUCCAUAACUCUUCUCACGGCUCUUCUAACCGCUUGGGCUGACGCAUCGCCCACCCACGAAGCUUUACACGGCUCCGCCAUUUUAGUUCCUAGGGCUAAUAAAAUCUUGAUCGGUUAUCGAGUGGUUAGUGCGGAAGAAGCAGCCGGUAUCAAUUACAGAGGAUUUCUGUACUGGGAUGCAUCCAAGCCCCAUACAACCGGCGCAGGACAAUUUGGUGUCGAUUGCUACGUUCUGGCUGACGAAGACUCGUUUAUGGAGGCCCCCAAAGCCAUACUCCGUGAACCUGCACGCGAGACUCCUUGGUCGGAGGCGGCAACUGUCGCCACCAUUCAAACCAUCCCAGCACUCGCAGACGAGGACCCAAGCGAGGUAUUGCCUGUGUUGGGAGGUCCAACCAAGACUGCCGGUCCAGGGCCGCUGGGCUUGGAAGCAAAGUGCUAUGAUACUCUGGCUAAGAUGCUUGCUGCCCUCAAGAGAAAGGGUUACGGCGACAACCCCUCGGUGGGCUUCAAGCAAUUCGGCGCACAUGCCGCACCGAAAAACAAGCGUGAUCUGGAGAGCCGGGAGGUUUUGGCACUCUUGAACCCGCGUGGUGGGGAUAAAACAAAGGGGAAAAAGGAGAAAACUAAGGAGAAGAAUGAGAAGACCAAGGAAAAGACCGGCAAAACAAACAAGACUGAUAAGACCGACACGACUGACAAGACCGACAAGACUGAUAAGACUGACAGGACUGGUAAAACUGAUAAAACCGACAAGACUGAUAAGACCGACAAGACUGGUAAAACCGACAAAACCGACAAGUCUGGUAAAGGCGAUGCCGCCUUGGGAGAGGAGUGUAGACUCCAUUGA
This is a messenger RNA of Glarea lozoyensis ATCC 20868, 858 nucleotides long. RefSeq lists its product as uncharacterized. The transcript has 4 exons. Bases 1 to 858 code for a protein of 285 amino acids. The record is from RefSeq and is a predicted model, not a curated record. Lineage: Eukaryota; Fungi; Ascomycota; Leotiomycetes; Helotiales; Helotiaceae.